Caenorhabditis sp. 36 PRJEB53466 is the source of this 588-nucleotide messenger RNA. NCBI's taxonomy places the organism in Eukaryota, Metazoa, Nematoda, Chromadorea, Rhabditida, Rhabditidae. The record is from the annotation of a GenBank genome assembly.
AUGUUGUCAAUCUCGAAGUACGCGUGUGUUCCGGUACUUGUGCUGAUCCUCAUCUUCAUUAAUGUCACAGAAAGCUUGUCAGUUCAGAGUAAUAGAAAACAAGAAUCAGGACUGCAGACGGUACAUUCUAUCCAAUUCUCAUAACCUUUCGCUAUUCUCAUCGUUCCAGGCCAACAAUCAUCAAUCUCUGGAAUCCAUUAUUCGAGUCAGGCGCGCCUACAUAGAUGAAAAUGAGGUGAGCCGUGUGUAGAAAUUUCAGCACGACCAGCUGCUAACGUGAUCAAGUCUCAAAGUCUUAUAAUUUGCUUGCAGAACUGCGGUCCACAAGACUUGGAGAUGGUGCACACGAUCAUGGACAGAAUCUGCAUGCUGUGCCACGAGUUACGGUCCCAUUUCGCACCGAACACUCGCGUGGAGUGCCGGAAGGACUGCUUCCGCAACACGACGUUCCAGUCGUGCAUGAAGAUCUUCUCGGGGGUGUCUCCGCAACACGUGCGACACCACGCGGAGCCGACGGCGCCGAUACCCCUGUACACGGAGGAGGUGCAGACCCUCGACGACAUCAAAGAGCGGAGACGAAGGAUCUAA